Molecule: messenger RNA, 1566 nt
Organism: Ruditapes philippinarum (Manila clam)
Lineage: Eukaryota; Metazoa; Mollusca; Bivalvia; Venerida; Veneridae
Exons: 2
Coding region: 324-1118 (264 amino acids)
Source: RefSeq, a predicted model, not a curated record
AAUGUAGUAUCGUAUACGUUAUAUGGUCAAGAAUAGAUUUAAGAUAUAGAAAUUAAGUGUUUAUUUUACUGACUGAUAAAAUAAUAAAAAAGAUAUUGAAAUAUUUACCGACGGAUUUGUUUUGUGGUUUCAUUUCCUUACUUCAAGGUUCAUAUGAUAAUCUUCUGUAAUUGAUAUUUAGUUUGGUUUUUUAAAGUUAUAUACUUACAAUAGUAUAUAUUAGUGAAUAUUUUGCACCAUUCACCUUACCAGGAUGUUUUUUUCUACAUGAAAAGGAGGUAAAUUUGGCUUCAGAAGAAUGCUAAUGUGACUGUGAAUUAACAAUGACUGACGAGAAGAAAUACAAAGAAUCGCCCAGGAAAUUAUCUCAUUUACAAGUGUCUCGAAAACUAAGCCGAGGAGCAGACGACUCUUUUGAUGCUGAUGACUAUGCUAAUGAGUAUUAUAAUUAUCAAGACAGACGAAGUUCUAGCCAAUCAAUAUCGAGAUUUAAUUCCUGUCCUCAACUCCUUGAUCAGGAUCCAGAAACGCGUCCUGAAUCAUAUGAGCAGACGACUGAUGAUAUAAACACAGGUUUAAGUGCUCCUUAUCUAGAACGACAAUGUGUUUUCGUUCAAGGCCCAUCGCCUGUGUUACAGAGGAAGUUAUAUGUAGAAAAUGGACAAAUUUCGGAUACACCAACACCGCCGUCUACUCCAAAAAGUCGACGAAGCGCGUUCUCUUCUCGUGAAUCGUUGUUGUCGUCACCCGACAAAACAUUUACGUCACCAUUUACGUCCCCAAGACUUCUACUUAGAAAACAAUUAAUUCAAAGUGCUUUAAGUAGAGAUUCGUCUAUCGAUAGCCUUACGGAGAAGUCUACCAGUGAAACUGCCAAAAAAGUUCCGCUAAGUGUUGAAAAUCUGAAUAAGUUUGAUGAAAUCAAAUCAAAGGAUGAGUCUCUUAAAAGUUCAAAAGAGGAUGUGGGUAAAAUACAUCAUAAAGUUCGUGGACGGAGGAGCAUUCAACCGGAAGUUACUGAAACAGUAAAUAAAUGUGAAAACUGGUUACAAACAUUACAAAUUGUGCAGACAGACAGAAUCAAAUCCAGAAGUAAUAUACAACUUCCGCCAAUAUGAAAGUUUAUUUUAAGAUUUAUAUAUUUAGGUGCUCAAGUCAUUUGCCAGUAUUACCAUGAUACAAACUGAAUUUUUGGUCACGUGAUUAAUAUGAUAGCUUUGUUUGAUUGGUCAGUCCUACUAGUUCUUAAAUUUAUUAAAUCAAAAAUUGAAAAAGAAGCAUUAUAAAAGGCCUACAUCAAUUUUGUGUUACAUUAAAAUUGUAUUUUUUUAAUAUCUCGAAAGCUUAUGUCAGAGAGAAUUAACAAGCAACAUUUCAUGAUAUGGUUAAGUCUAUGUUGGUCUUUUGUAUAGUAUUUUUGUUACAUAUAUUAUAUAAAUAUUGAGCUCAUUUAGUACAAAAUAAUUUGCUACUUCAAAUGUUAAAGAAUCAUAAUCAAAAUCAGAUGGACUACAAAUCUGAUAAACAACAUUUCAAACAUCUCUGUAAUAAAACUUAUUAAACACA